Molecule: messenger RNA, 414 nt
Organism: Trichomonas vaginalis G3
Lineage: Eukaryota; Parabasalia; Trichomonadida; Trichomonadidae
Product: BAP31/BAP29 transmembrane domain-containing protein family
Exons: 1
Coding region: 1-414 (137 amino acids)
Source: RefSeq, a predicted model, not a curated record
AUGAAUAUUUUUUGGGUAUUAUCCCUCUUUCUUUCCACAGUAGGUGGCGUUCUUAUGCUAUUAUAUGCUCUUCCUCUUAAAAAUUCAUGGAUCACAAAAUUAUCCAAACUUUUAUACAGAUUCAGAGCAUUUCUAUUUUGCAGCGCCGGAAUCUAUGUUUUUCUAAUUAUCCAAGAAUUCAGCUCCAUGAAACACGAAAGCAUGCAUAAGAAAGAUAUGGAAGGCAAUGGCGCUGAAUUUAGCCGUAGAUCUGCCAAUUUAUUCAGAAACCAAAGAAACUUGUACAUUGUUCUCAUUGGCCUCUCCAUACAGCUUGGAUUGCUCAUUUUUAUUUGGCAAUCACAUUCAAUGGCAAAAAGAUACAAAAAUCUUGUUCGCCAAAUCAGAGAAUCGCAAAACGAGCAUCAUGAUUAA